AUGUCGUACCAGGAACGCCAAACAAAGAAACGCAAAACCGGCCACAAUGAUGGCGCCCGCAGCGAGCAAAGAUCGUUCAAGCCCUCGCCUCACUUCGCACCUCGUAAUGCCGGUCGGGAUUGGACGGUGUCUGUCGCCAUCCCCAGCAGUAUCCUAGCCAACUUGGCGACCGCAGACCAGCGCAUGUCAAUCCCCGGACGAAUUGCCCGCGCCCUCUCCAUCUUCUCCGUGGACGAGGUCGUCAUCUUUGACGACUCCGCGCCCGCCACCCGCCCUCGCGCCUCAGACCCGGCAGCAUACACCGGGGACACCGAUCCCUGCCACUUCCUCUCACACAUCUUCUCCUACCUGGAAGCGCCGCCGUUUAUGCGCAAGGCACUGUUCCCUCUCCAUCCCAACCUGCGCCUGACCGCUCUGCUUCCUACGCUGGAUAUGCCGCAUCACCCGCACCCCAAGGAGUCGCUCGAGUACGCCGAGGGUGUGACCGUCAAGGGGAAGACCAGCACGGGAGCCGGAACCCUGGUGGAGGUUGGGCUCGAGCAGCCCGUUGAGAUCGAGGAGAAGAUCCCGCCGUCGACAAGGGUGACGCUCAAGUUCUCAGAAGACGAGUCCGAGAACCCCAAAUGCGUGCACCCGGACGCCCCACGGACUGAAGCUGGCUAUUAUUGGGGGUACAACGUGAGGAAAUGCGGCUCUCUCUCCGCCGUCUUCACCGAAUCUCCCUAUGAGAAUGGUUACGACAUCAGCAUUGGCACAUCGGAGCGCGGCACGCCUGCGGCAAGAGCUUUUCCUUAUGGAAAGAAGGUCAUAUUUAAGCAUUUAUUGAUUGUCUUUGGCGGGCACAGAGGGCUGGAGUAUGCGUCAAUGAAUGACGAGGACUUGGCUGGUAUGGAUGUACAAGGUCCCAAGACCAGGGAGCUAUUUGAUCAUUGGCUCAACGUUCUUCCCGAUCAGGGAAGCAGAGCUAUCAGGACAGAGGAGGCAGUACUCAUCGCUUUAACGGCAUUGCGGCAUAUUUGGUAUUCAGACUAG
Messenger RNA from Clonostachys rhizophaga, 1032 nucleotides. NCBI's taxonomy places the organism in Eukaryota, Fungi, Ascomycota, Sordariomycetes, Hypocreales, Bionectriaceae. The record is from the annotation of a GenBank genome assembly.